Aphanomyces invadans is the source of this 1686-nucleotide messenger RNA. RefSeq lists its product as hypothetical. Gene Ontology annotation, cellular component: U2 snRNP; precatalytic spliceosome; U2-type spliceosomal complex. NCBI's taxonomy places the organism in Eukaryota, Oomycota, Saprolegniomycetes, Saprolegniales, Verrucalvaceae. The transcript has 2 exons. Gene Ontology annotation, biological process: mRNA splicing, via spliceosome. Bases 34 to 1653 code for a protein of 539 amino acids. The record is from RefSeq and is a predicted model, not a curated record.
UUUGAAUUGAACCUAGCACCACACAAAGGAGCGAUGGCGAGUGCACUUGCAGCGGCGCCUGCGCUGUCCAAGAACGCCAAGAGGCGGCUGAAGAAGAAGGCGGAGAAGCAACUGGAGUAUCUCAAUGCGACGAAUGACGUUGCUACAACUGCAUCCUCGUCGAGCGGCAAGGCAGACGCCCCUUCGUCGCCCACCGCAGCCCACGAACCUGCCGUAUCCGUGGACGUGGAGUAUGUGAGCAGCGACCUUGGGCUAUCUGAAGACGACCCUGCAUUCGAUGAAUUCUCCCGCGUGUUCCAGAGAUUUAUGAAAGCGGAGGAACUGUGCGGUCAAGUCGUUGCAGCCGCAGACGGGGACGACACCAACGAGAACGAAGGCGGUGAAGACGUAACAACCGUGGAGGAAGACAUCGAACCCGUCAAGCAACUGGGACGCAAGGAGCGCAAAAAGGCAAAGCAGCUGAGCAUUGCGGCGCUGAAGCAGAUGGUGGUGUGUCCGGACGUCGUCGAAGCACACGACAUCACGUCGGCCGACCCACCAUUCCUGUGCUACUUGAAGGCGUAUCGGAACACAGUCCCAGUGCCGCGUCAUUGGUGCCACAAGCGAAAGUAUUUGCAGGGAAAACGCGGGAUUGAAAAGAUUCCAUUCGUCCUGCCGGACUUUAUCGCAAACACGGGGAUUGCCGAAGUGCGCGGCGCCGGCGUCGAAGCCGACCUGAACAAGAAGGGUGCAGCAAAGAUGCGUGAUCGCAUGGCACCAAAACUCGGGCGCAUUGACAUCGACUACCAAGUGCUGCAAGAUGCAUUCUUCCGAUACCAGACCAAACCGACGCUCACCAAACUCGGCGACUUGUACUACGAAGGCAAGGAAUUUGAAGUGAAGCUCAAGACCAAGACCCCCGGCAUCCUCAGCGACGACCUGAAGCGUGCGCUUGGGAUGGUGGACGGGGUACCGCCGCCAUGGCUGCUCAACGUGCAGCGGUAUGGACCUCCUCCAGCAUAUCCGCAUUUGAAGAUUCCAGGGUUGAACGCUCCGAUUCCGGAAGGCGCGUCGUUCGGGUAUCAUCCUGGUGGGUGGGGCAAACCGCCUGUCGACGAAAAUGGCAAUCCUGUGUAUGGAGACGUGUUUGGAAAAGGCCAGACGCAGGCUAUCGUUGUGGAGGAAGCCGUGAGCAAGGAACGAUGGGGCGAGUUGGAACCCGUGGUCGAGGAAGAAGAGGACGACGAAGACGAGGAAGAAACCAAAGACGACGACGGCGUGAUGGACUUGGACGACGAAGAAGAUGUCCGUGGCGGACGACCUGGCCCUGGUGAUUCGCUGGAUUUGCGCAAGCAACCGCCCAUGUCUUCCGAACACUCUGUGCCCCCGCCGCCACCCCCAACCACGUCUGGCCCGGCCAAGGAACUGUACACUGUGUUGGCCCAGACAGAGACGGCAGUGGGGUCUUCGUCGAUCUACGGUUCCACGCAUGCCUACGUCGUGUCGCAGCCAACGGAGGAUGGCGGGCUACAUAGCGUCCAAUCGACUAGUGGCGUGAACAGCGUGUCUACGAGCGGCAUCGCCACGGACGAUACGGAGGGCAAGCGCAAGCGCAAGCUUGAGAAGGCUCGGGACGAAAAGAGCUCGAAGAAGUACAAGGACUUUAAAUUUUAAAAUUGUGAACAAGGUGGGAGUUUCGAUAUGUCG